UGUGUGUGUGUGUCACAAAGUUUUCUCGCUCAUUAUCACACCUUACGGUGGAGUGUUCGGGAACACACACCGGCCGGGCCAGAGCUGCUGCUGCGAGUCGAUGCGAAUUAAACGUGAGUGUGAUGAUUUUCCGGGACUCUGAGGAAGGAGGUCCGAGAGAGUUCACGCGCAUAGACCUUCCAGCCCCGCAGCCAGAGAUUAAUCUGCGGGGAGAGAUGGCGGAGGAAGUCCUCAACGAUUUCUACCCGGAUUUAAACGAGCUGGAGAGCAAGGUCGGGAGGAAAACGCCGGAGAGUCUCCUGGCUUGGAUGAAGGACGCCGCGGACCGCGAGGGAUGGACGGCUGACCCGUCGGGCCCCUCGGAUCACACCUCGGAUGGCUUAUCUGAUAAAAUCAACACCUUAAAACAAGAGAUGCGGUGGCUCCGCUGUGCCGAUGUGAGGAUCCUGCGGCAGCUGGUGGCCGUGCACGAAGGCAUCGAGGCCAUGCGCUGGCUGAUGGAGGAGAGGGGCCUCCAAACCAGCCGGUGCAGCAGCUUAUCAGGCAGCCUGAGCAGCUUGGUGACCAUCGAGGAACACGUUCCCUCAACGUCUCCCUGCAGAGAAGACCCAACUCCUGCCUUCCCUCAGAGCAUAAGGCUAGCAGCCAAUACAAAACCAGCAGAUCAAAACCCAUCUGAGACGUCUGAACCCCAGUCUCCCUCCAAAUCAAUCCUAGUUGAAAGUCACACUCAGGUUCCGCUUUCCGCCGCCAACAGUUUGGUCAGCGCUGACGCACCUAAGUCGGAAGCACCGGAGUCGGGUUCGGCGCGGUUCCACAUCAUUAACGGCGCCGAGACCAUCAAGAGAGCUCUGCUCAGGUCCAGCAGAAGAAAGCAACUGAAAGCUGCCGGCCAGGAUGCAGUUGAGAAAACCUCUGAACGUCCAACUCAGCAGAGUUUAUCCGUGUUCAAGAGACAGGAAGUGAAGAAGGACGAGGAUGAGGAGGAGAGUUCAGCUGGUGGGGAGAAAGACUUACUGGGUUAUGAUGCUCAGUGGUCCUGGGUGGAGUCCAAGGAUGAUAUCACAUUUUUAUGAUCUUCCAUGCGGACACUUUGUGUUAAAGCUUUGCCUUUUAAACUGUAAACUUCUGGAGAGACGGUGGAACUUAAAAUGAACUUUGACUCCGAGUGAAACUUGAACGUAUUUAAUGCGGAUUUAUGCAUCAGACCAACUCAGGAAGUCCUGUUUGGAGUUCUCCACAAGCCAGGAGGACACGGCAAAUGUUCAAUUCGAAUUUGGUUCAAAAAGACUUUAUUGAUCCCGAAGGGAAAUGAAAUAACCUCAUAUACAUAAACAAGUGGGAAAAGGUGAUAUUAUCAGAUGAGACCAAAGUGAACUUUUUGAACUAAAUGCUAAACAGUUUGUGGGAUAGAAAGUCAACAAUGCGAUAUGAUGACUAAAGGUGUUUCUAGAAAGUAUUGACUUUGGGGCUGAACGUAAAUGCACCUCACACUUUUCAGGUUAUUUGUACAAAAUAAAUAAAUUAAACAAUUACAAAGCCAUGCACUCCUUUUCCUUCCUCUUCACAGUUAGGCACUGCCCUUAAAUCUCUCCCAAAAAUCUUAGUGGUGUGCAG
Molecule: messenger RNA, 1617 nt
Organism: Xiphophorus maculatus (southern platyfish)
Lineage: Eukaryota; Metazoa; Chordata; Actinopteri; Cyprinodontiformes; Poeciliidae
Product: leucine rich adaptor protein 1-like
Exons: 3
Coding region: 123-1076 (317 amino acids)
Biological process (GO): positive regulation of cytokine production; positive regulation of canonical NF-kappaB signal transduction
Source: RefSeq, a predicted model, not a curated record